This is a messenger RNA of Purpureocillium lilacinum, 525 nucleotides long. The record is from RefSeq and is a predicted model, not a curated record. NCBI's taxonomy places the organism in Eukaryota, Fungi, Ascomycota, Sordariomycetes, Hypocreales, Ophiocordycipitaceae.
AUGGAUGACCAGAGAGGUCCUUCUCCCAAGACCAGCUACGAGGUCGCCCCGGCUGCCCCAGCCGCUCCAUUCUCAAGCUUCCGCGAAUUCUUCCGCACAUGUUACCGGGAGCCGGAAGUUGAUGCAAGCGGAAAUCUCAACCCCGCGCUGCUCUGGCUCGGUCAGUAUGGCUACUGGGCUCAGUCGCAUAGACUCGGUAUUUCCGACGCCUGGGGCUUCUUUACCCCAGGACACGCUCGUCUGCAAGUAGCCCAGGCCAGCAUGUUCUUCGUGUUCAUUAUCAUCCUCGGUCCAGCCAUCGCUGCAUUUAGUUUGCCGUGCAUUGUGCUAUCCAUCGCGAUGGGUUGCAACGACAGUAAAGGCAGCAACGAUGGCAACGACAGCAACGAUGGCAACGACAGCAACGAUGGCAACGACAGCAACGAUGGCAACGACAGCAACGAAAGUAGCGAUGGAAACAGCAGCGAUAACAGCGACAGCGGCAACAGGCGGCGCGCCGGUGACGUCCCGUUCACAGAUAGAUGA